CCUGCCGCCUGCCAGCAGAGCCAGUCAGGGUGUGGGUGUGUGGGUGUGCGGGCAGCGCUUCCAAGCGGGUGCGUUGACUCACGGUGCAAGACGUUACGUAGUUGUUGUGGCUUGACUUAGUGAGUGGUGUGAGUAAUACAGCAAAGCUAUUUGGCAGAAGAAUGAACAGGACAGUUUCUUUAAGCCGGGCACACUGACCACUAAGGAAGCUUUCUUGGUGACUAGCAAAUGACUUCACGUAGUGCUGGCUCGCCUGCCAUCGGAUGCUGUUGACAGAAUGAACAAAUUAAAAUGCACACAGUGGCUGGAGCAAGACCAAACCAAAAGUGUUGCACGUGUUUCCUUUGAGCAAAGUUACCUUCUAGCCCAUUGCCGCAAGGUGGGAAUGUGAGCCAUGAGAGACAGCACCCAGUUUCAAGACUUAGUGGUUUACCGGUUAUUGGACGUGUUUAACUGACUGGCUGAACGUAAUGGAGGUUUUGGUGAAUGCAGUAGCGUAGGGUGGUAGGAUGUUGCGCGCCAGGCAGUGGGUGCAGCAUUGCCUCCUGGUCCUGUCCUUCACCUGGGGUCUGCAGGGCACAGAUUUAAACAAUGUAGUGAAGCUUGGGCAAGUGGACAGUGUGCAGAGGUUACUUCGUGCUGGUGCUGACACUGACACCAGGGACAGUUUGGGUUGGACUCCCUUGCACAAUGCAGCUAAUACAGGGCAGUAUGAGUUAGUGCAGCUGCUGUUGAGUCACCAGGCAGAUCCUAACACUCGUGACCCUCUUCAGGAGCGGUCACCGCUGCACCUGGCAGCCUACAGCGGCCAUCAGGCAGUAGUGCUGCUGCUGCUGGAUGCAGGUGCCAAUAUUGACCUCAGAGAUGUGCAUGGUCAGACACCACUGCAUCUGGCAGUAUGGAGAGGCAUGGUGCGUGUGGUGGCAGUCCUUCUACAGCGAGGUGCAGAGGUAGAUGUCCAGGAUGACAGAGGCAGUACACCAGUGAUGCUGGCUGCCAUCCAGAAUGUUGCUGAGGUCACUAAGGAACUGCUCAUUUUCUGCCCUGACUUGAGAAUAUUAGAUAAGCAAGGUCAGAAUGUCAUGCAGUAUAUAAAGGAGAAGAAUCUGACAAAGAUUCAUGAUGUGCUUUUUGAACAUUUACAACGUCCAUGCCGCCACCCAGUCAUAUGGCAGCCGCCAGCUCUGAGAGGUACCACCAGGAUGGAAGGUAAGAAUUGCCUGGCAGGUGAGAAGAAAUAUCCUGGCAACCCUUCACCUUGGCAGUGGUGGCUACCAACAACAGUGGCAGGAGGGAGUGUUGAUGUACCCUGCCCACCAGGCACCAAUGGCUCAGCCUCUUGGUUGUGUGGCCGUGAUGGUGCCUGGGAGAGAACAGCAGACCUUAGCUGGUGUCGAGCUGUGUCGUUCAGCGGCUGGCAGGAGGUCGUCAGGACUGGAAAUGUGUCGGCUGGUGAGGCCAUGAAGGACAUGGCCAGUAGUGUGCAGUCAUUCCUUCUUGCUCCAGGGGAUCUUCUCACCUUGUCCUUUGUACUGAAAAUCCUCUCAGAAAAACAUGCAAAAGAUGCACAGUGUUCUCUCAUUCAACUGAACACCAUCAGGGAGGCUCAGGAUUACUUGCACAAUUUAUUGGAUGUGGUGGACAAGAUGCUAUUGAGGAGUGUGGCAUGGUGGGGGCUGCCCCCACCACUAUAUUGCUACCACUGCCUCUCACAUCCAAACUUCAGUGGCCACAGCUGCUCUCACUCUAGCCACCUGUCAAAAAAACACCAUUACAACACAUUUCUCAAGACACACUUUACACAAAAAUGGUGCAACAGCCUCCAGCAUACUUCAGUCCAUUGAGCCACAGAACCUUCUCCCACCACCAGCACAACCAGACAUCCCUCACUUUGCCACUCCAUUUUUAUCAAGACUACAUCAAACACCUCAACACAGUCAAGGUUAUCUUUGUGUCCUACAGCAAUCUUCAUUGUUUCUUCAACUCCCUGCCGUGUGACCCAGAGAGAGUUGAGGUGGCGACUGACUUGCCUGCUCCCAGACAAAUCAACAGUGCCAUACUUGGUGCUCGUUUGGGAGGCUCCAUCAUCUGGCAUGCCCCCCUCGGGGAGGUGGUGGCAGUGGAGCUGCAGCACGUGUACAGUGGACACUACUUCCUGCUGGGGAGAUCACAUUGUGUCUGGUGGGAUGAACACAGCUCCUCUUGGGCCACUGAUGGCUGUCACUUGGUGCUCACUUCUCCUACCCGCACCCUCUGCCACUGCAACCAUCUGGCAAACAUGGCUGUCAUGAUGGACAUUGAAGGUCGGCGGGAGAAUCUUGGGGUGAUGUUCUAUGUGAUGAAGUGUGUGAUGGUGGUCAGCUGUGUGGUGUCAGUGGCCAUCUUAGCAGUGUGUGUGUUUUGUCUUCUGGCUCUGAAGGACAUGCGAGGGAAAGCCUGCAAACUGAUAAAGGCCAACUUCUGCCUCUGCCUUGUGGCCACAGAGCUGGUGGUGCUGGGGAGUCUUGGCGCCUCAGGGAAGCCUGGGCCAUGUGCUGCAGUGGUCAUUGUCUUUCAUUAUGUCACACUCACCACCUUCGUCUGGAGUGCCAUGGAGGCUCUCUACACCUAUGUCACCACCAUUAAGAGUGUGGAAGUGGGUCCAUGGGUGGUGUGGUGCUGCCUUAGUGUGGGCUACCUUGUGCCUCUUGUGUAUGUUGUCACCAUCCAGGCCUUGUCCUUGUCUCUAGCUCACCACACCUUCCCAGUGUGUCAACUGGCUCCUCGCAGUUUUGGAUGGACAGUUGCCUCUCCGCUCGGUGUCAUUGUUUUUGUUAAUGUGGCUGCCUUGGUGAUGGGAGCACAGGCAUCCUGGUGUGAUGACAGCAUGAAGACAACCAAGACUCCCAACCCAAGCCUCUGUAGUUCCUUCUCUGUCUUUGUUCUGCUCUGCCUUACAUGGAUCACAGGCUUGCUGUAUUUCAUUGAAGGUUCCCAGGAAGUAGCACUGGUUUUCACCAUCCUCAAUUUCUUUCUUGGAGUGAGCAUCCUUUUCCUACAUAUCAUUAUGGAGCAGCAUAGAGCAAAACCAUAAAAUAAAGAUACAUCCAGGU
Scylla paramamosain (green mud crab) is the source of this 3092-nucleotide messenger RNA. RefSeq names its product latrophilin-like protein LAT-2. Lineage: Eukaryota; Metazoa; Arthropoda; Malacostraca; Decapoda; Portunidae. Gene Ontology annotation, molecular function: protein binding; G protein-coupled receptor activity. The record is from RefSeq and is a predicted model, not a curated record. Gene Ontology annotation, biological process: adenylate cyclase-activating G protein-coupled receptor signaling pathway; cell surface receptor signaling pathway. Gene Ontology annotation, cellular component: plasma membrane. Bases 510 to 1844 code for a protein of 444 amino acids. The transcript is spliced from 22 exons.